AUGUACACACCACACGACACCGAAGGCACCGUAUCCGAUGGGCCGGUCAGGCUGUACGUCCGUCGGGAUGGCCGGCGUUUGAUAAUAGGGCGCCGCCGCCGCCAGGAUGGCGCCCUGCGGCGCGCUCUGCGUACCGCCCUGCAUCAGCGACAUGGACACACUCAUGGAGACGCGAGAGUGCCGCGCGGGGCCGCUUACAGCCGCCAUCCAACCGCUCCGCGGCGAGCCGUCACCGCAGGCUCAUCACACGCUCCACUUCACGACCCUGACACUGCGCCUUGA
Messenger RNA from Parnassius apollo (apollo), 282 nucleotides. The record is from the annotation of a GenBank genome assembly. NCBI's taxonomy places the organism in Eukaryota, Metazoa, Arthropoda, Insecta, Lepidoptera, Papilionidae.